Messenger RNA from Girardinichthys multiradiatus, 1861 nucleotides. Its product is annotated as cholesterol 24-hydroxylase-like. Gene Ontology annotation, molecular function: heme binding; iron ion binding; cholesterol 24-hydroxylase activity. Gene Ontology annotation, biological process: cholesterol catabolic process. Bases 17 to 1621 code for a protein of 534 amino acids. The record is from RefSeq and is a predicted model, not a curated record. Lineage: Eukaryota; Metazoa; Chordata; Actinopteri; Cyprinodontiformes; Goodeidae. The transcript is spliced from 15 exons.
UAUAGUCGGGGACUUCAUGUAUGGUUGUGUUUUUGUAUCGCCUUACUGCCGACUUGUUGACUUUCGUUCCUUAACAAUACCUGCUGCAUGCACCAUCAUGGAAGUGUUCGCUGUGCUUUUCAGUGUAGGCGCUAAAGCUCUUACGUGGCUGUGUGUUAUUCUUGUUAUUGCAUUUCUCGGUUACUGUUUUUAUAUUAAGUACAUUCAUAUGAAAUACGACCACAUACCAGGCCCGCCGAGGGACAGUUUCUUCUUGGGACACUCCCCGACCUUUGUGAGGAUUAUGAAAAAAGACGGAAUUGUGCACAACAAAUUUCUGGAGUGGGCCGAGAUUUAUGGGCCUGUUUACAGAAUAAAUAUUCUGCAUUACAUUAUCCUGGUGGUGACUUGUCCAGAGGCAACUAAGGAAAUCUUGAUGUCCCCUAAGUAUCCCAAGGAUCGAUUCCUCUACAAGGGACUCUUUAACCUGUUUGGUCAAAGGUUUUUAGGCAACGGUCUGGUCACUGCAAGAGAUCAUGAGCUGUGGUACAAACAGCGGCGGAUCAUGGACCCUGCUUUCAGCAGCUUAUAUUUGAGAGGCCUAAUGGGAACCUUCAACGAGAGAGCAGAGAAACUGAUGGAAAAGCUCUCAGAGAUAGCUGAUAAUAAUACAGAGGCCAACAUGCUUCAACUUGUCAACUGUGUCACGCUUGAUGUCAUUGCUAAGGUUGCGUUUGGAGCGGAUUUAGAUCUCCUGUCCAACAACUCGCCUAUCCCCAAAGCCAUUGAGGUUUGUCUAAAAGGGAUGGUGUAUCAAAUCAGAGACUCUUUAUUUCAGUUUAAUCCAAAGAACUGGCCGUUCAUCAAUGAGGUGAGGGAAGCCUGUCGCCUGCUGCGCACAACUGGAGCUCAGUGGAUCCAUGAAAGAAAGACCAGCAUGCAAAACGGAGAAGAUGUCCCGAAGGAUAUCCUCACGCAGAUCAUUAAAACUGCUGCCACAGAGAAAAACAUGACUGAAGAGGAUGAAGAGUUUAUGUUGGACAAUUUUGUAACAUUUUUCAUUGCAGGUCAAGAAACAACAGCCAAUCAGCUAGCGUUUUGCAUCAUGGAGCUUGCAAGGCAUCCUGAAAUAUUGGAUAAAGUGAUGAAAGAAGUGGAUGAUGUCAUUGGGAUGAAACAGGAAAUAAGCUAUGAUGACCUCGGGAAGCUAAUUUACCUCUCGCAGGUGCUGAAAGAGACCCUGAGAAUCUACCCGACUGCUCCAGGCACAUCCCGGGACAUUCCUGGAGACAUGACAAUCGAUGGUAUCCACCUGCCUGGAGGAUUUAUCUGUCUGUUUAACUCUUAUGCAACUGGGAGAAUGGAAAAGUUCUUUAAGGAGCCUCUGAAAUUUGAUCCAGACAGAUUCCACCCUGAUUCUCCCAAGCCCUAUUACUGCUAUUUCCCCUUUGCCCUCGGGCCACGGUCAUGCCUGGGACAGAACUUUGCUCAGAUGGAGGCUAAAGUGGUGAUGGCAAAGCUGCUCCAGAGGUUCGAUUUCAGCCUCGUCCCAGGACAGACUUUUGACAUCCAGGACACUGGCACGCUGAGGCCAAAGAGUGGAGUGAUCUGCACCAUCAAACACAGGAAAUACAAAAACUAAGCGACGUUAAUGCUUUCUCUCAUAAAAUGAAAUGAAAAUGGUCCUGAUAGUUAGGUUUGUUUUACUGCCUCAGACAGAAGAAGUUGGUGGUUUUGUUGAACUGAUGAACAAAUCAUUUAGCCUUUUUUUUUUAAAUAAAUUUUUAAUAACCGUGUACCCUUUGUGUGCCUCUAACAGUAAUAUGUUAAUACCAAAUGUUAUCAGUCUGUCAAUAAAACUGAACUGUUUCUGUAAACCUGA